This is a messenger RNA of Melanaphis sacchari, 1915 nucleotides long. RefSeq names its product coiled-coil domain-containing protein 174. The record is from RefSeq and is a predicted model, not a curated record. Bases 109 to 1779 code for a protein of 556 amino acids. NCBI's taxonomy places the organism in Eukaryota, Metazoa, Arthropoda, Insecta, Hemiptera, Aphididae. Gene Ontology annotation, cellular component: nucleus. The transcript is spliced from 7 exons.
AUGUUAUCUUAAAGGCUAAAUUGCUUAAUAAUUAUUUAUUUUUGUUGCUGUCUUAGUUAAUUUUUUAAUUUAUUUGUUCUUAAUAUAUCUUUAAAUCAAACAUAUAUAAUGAGUAAAUCUUUAGAUAUUUGUAAAUCAUCUUUAGUAAGUUUAAAAGCAGAACUCUUACGCAAACAAGAUGAAGCAAACAAAGCAAAAAGUUUUUCUGGUGAUACAUUUAUUCGACCAAUACCUGGUGCUAAGACACCAUCAUGUCUUCUUCAGUCUAAUGAAGGUGUUGAAAAAAGAAACGCUAAAGACUUAGAAGAAGAAUAUACACCAGAUAUUGAAAAUAGUUUGAAGAAAUCAAGAGAUGUGUUAACAAUGAAAGCAAAAUUGUAUGACAAACUAGUUAAAGGUGAAAUGGUAAGCGAACAAGAUAAAACAUUUUUAGUUGAUUUUAAACAAAAAGUUACUGAAAGUAAAACUACUCAACCUGUAUCUUACACAAAAGAACAUAAUAAAGAGCAGGAAAAAUCUGAUCCCGAUGCAGAUUUAGAUAAAUAUGAUUCAGGAGCUGAUGAUGAUUGGAUAGAUUAUACAGAUUUCUUUGGGCGCACUAGGAGAUGUUUAAAAACAGAUCUAGAAUUUUUCAAAAAAAGAGAUCAAAGGAUUGAAAAAGAAUUAGAACCACCACCACCACCACCACCUAGUGAAAUGAAACAACAAACACCUAUAACUUCACAAACAUUUGUAAAAGAAGGUAGGAAUCCAGAAGAAAUAUCUGAACUUUUUUCAUCAGAUAUGCGUAGAGAACAAUUGCGUCUCAAAUGGGAAGAAGAAGAAAAAAAAUUAGCCCAACGAACUGACAUUCAUUAUGAAGAUAUACGAUUUGACGAGGUUCGGGAGCAUGGUGUUGGUUAUUAUUCAUUUUCAACGGACGUAAAAGAACGUCAUCGUCAGCAAGCUGAGCUUAAAAAACUUCGAGAACAGACUAAAACCACGCAAAUUUCCGUACAAAAGCUCAAGGAAAAGCGUGCCGCACAGAUGGCUGUCCGACUUAGAGCCAUUAAGCGACGUAAAAAGGAAAAACUCGGGCUUCCGAUGGAUUCCAGUUCGGAUGAAGAAGCGCCACCACCAAAAGCUCCGUCCCCAGAGAUUGUCGAAGAUAUAGAUGCCGAACGAGCAUUUGAAAAGUUGAGAAAAGCCGCUCAUGUCAGACCUUGGGAUCACGGGAAGGAUGGAUUACAAAAACCUUUGUUGACUCAAGAAGAGUGGAAUGAAAAGCAACGGGCUGAAAGGAAGCCAGAUUUUGCGUGGAAUUACGACGACGACACGAAAGUGCCCAAACGCCGAUCUAAUAACUUUAAACACGUCGACGAAGAUGAUAACGAGGAUGACGAGGACGACAACGAAGAUAUGGUUGGACCGUCGUUGGAUAUGUUCAUUGCACCAAAUAAUCCAAAUAAACAGAGUACAAUUACGCCGAAAAAUUUCAAACAGUUUAUUCACAACGAGUUGGACGAUGAACCUACGGCCACUAACAUCAAUCCGUCUUAUGACGACGAUAGCCAUUUGGAUAGCAUUCCGUUACCAACUGAAUCUAAGAAAGGAGCAGAAAUUGCACCACCUCCCACAUACGAAUAUUAUGGACCAAGUGGGCGAGGACCAAAAGCACAAGACAACUUUAUUAGUGUUAAUGAAAUGCAGGACUCUAUUUCCAAAGGAUUUUCAAACGUAAAAAACAUGAAUAAACCUCGAUCAGUCAGAGGUAUCGUGGACGAUGAUGAAGAUGAUUAAUAGCAAAUAGAUUUCAAGAUGUUACCGAAUGAAAAACAUUAUACUAUUAUUAUGUAUGUAAUUUGUUAUAAAUAUAGAAUUAUUUUGUGACACGAUAAUUACAAAAAUGUCUUAUAAACUGUAGACUCGUAUUAUA